Messenger RNA from Malania oleifera, 1824 nucleotides. RefSeq names its product plant intracellular Ras-group-related LRR protein 6-like. Gene Ontology annotation, molecular function: protein binding. Lineage: Eukaryota; Viridiplantae; Streptophyta; Magnoliopsida; Santalales; Ximeniaceae. The transcript has 3 exons. Bases 230 to 1468 code for a protein of 412 amino acids. The record is from RefSeq and is a predicted model, not a curated record.
CUGCCCUUAGUAUCCUCUCUCUCUCUCUCUCUCUCUCUCUCUCUCUCUCAGACACACACGCACACCAGAUAUUCUCUCUUUCUUUAGGUACACCAGAUAUUCUCCCGUGCUACCUUUGUUUUUACCCCGACUCUCUCUGUCUCUCCUCUAUCUCUAUCUCUAUCUGUGAAUCGAUUUGUGCGGGUGUUUUUUUUUUUUUUUUUUAAAUUGUGUAGUAUUUGGAAGAAGGAUGUAUGAACAGCAGGAGCAGCAGCCGCAGCAGCAGGAGGGGGCGAUGAGAACGAUGGAUCACCCUCAUCAUCAUCAUCAUCAUCAUCACCACCAUCAACAACAAUAUCAACAUCAUAAUCAUCGUCAUCAUCAUCAUCAGCAACAGCAGCAGCAGCAGCAUACGGCGUCGCAGCAUCAGGUGAUGAUGAUGAGGAAGAAGGGGCAUGUGCAUGGGCAUGUGGACAGGAGAUCAAGGCCAAUAGAGGAGGAAAGGCUGGAAAUCAUUGAUUUGAGCGGCAUGUCCUUGGAGACCCUCCCCACUCCCUCCCUCAACUUGGGCAAUAUUUGCAAGUUGGACCUUUCCAAUAACAAUCUCCAGGGAAUACCGGAGUCCCUAAUAGCGAGGUUGCUGAACGUGGUUGUCCUGGACGUGCAUUCCAAUCAGCUUAAAUCCAUUCCCAACUCCCUCGGCUGCUUGUCGAAACUCAAAGUUCUAAACAUCUCUGGCAACUUCAUCCAGUCCCUCCCUAAAACCAUUGAAAAUUGCAGGUCUCUUGAAGAACUAAACGCCAACUUUAACAAACUGACGAUGUUGCCGGAUACCAUGGGAUUCGAGCUCCACAGCCUCAAGAAACUGUCGGUGAACUCAAAUAAGCUAGCUUGUCUCCCAUUCUCCCUUAGCCACCUCACUUCCCUGCGCAUUUUAGAUGCCCGUCUCAACUGCCUCCGUUCCCUUCCCCAAGACCUAGAGAACCUUCUCAACCUCGAGGUCCUCAACGUGAGCCAAAACUUCCAGUACCUCGACGCCAUUCCAUACUCACUUGGCCUCCUCAUCUCGCUUCUCGAGCUGGACAUUAGCUACAACAGCAUCACCUCCCUCCCUACCUCCCUGGGCUGCCUUAAGAGGCUGCAAAAACUAAGCGUUGAGGGUAACCCCCUGGUGUCACCACCCAUGGAGGUGGUGGAGCACGGCCUCCAUGCCGUGAAGGAGUACCUUAGUGAGAAGAUGACCAAUGGCAGCAGCCCACCUGUCAAGAAGAAAUCAUGGGUGAAGAAACUAGUGAAGUACAAAACAUUUAAUGGACUGACAUUGUCGAACAGGCCAGGGGUGGGUCAUGAGCAGGAGAGGGAAGGGUUCAUCGCAUCCGACUAUAGGGCCAUUGACAGCCUCGCUUCCCCCAAGUAUUUGGGGAUGUUCUCGCCGCGCCGCCUCUUCUCGCCAAGGACUUACUUCUCCAGAUCUAUAAACACUGAAUAAAAGAAUGAACGAAGUCAGGUGGGGUACUGGAAUUGAACUUCUCUCCUUUCUUUUUUCCCCCAUUUUUUUGAGUUUGCUUAGUUUGGUCGUGUUCAUGUGGGAUAGUAGUGGAUGUAAAAUUUAAAGUAAAAAUAAGAAAGAGACACAUCUCAAUAAAUAUAGUUAUGUAAGAUAAGAGGUUGAGAUAUGCUCUUUUGUGGUAAGAUAUGUAGUUAAGUUUAAGAAGCGUGCAAAGAUUUGUAAAGGCUAUAUAUGUUCAUUUUGUGUAUCUACAUAUUACAUGGGAUUGACUUCUAAGAGAUGUAUAUGCUUAUGUAAAUAGACUUAUCUUGCAUCAUACUAGAUCAAUUUCCUGA